Lathyrus oleraceus (garden pea) is the source of this 594-nucleotide messenger RNA. RefSeq lists its product as uncharacterized. Lineage: Eukaryota; Viridiplantae; Streptophyta; Magnoliopsida; Fabales; Fabaceae. Gene Ontology annotation, molecular function: nucleic acid binding; RNA-DNA hybrid ribonuclease activity. The record is from RefSeq and is a predicted model, not a curated record. The transcript has a single exon. Bases 1 to 594 code for a protein of 197 amino acids.
AUGGCGGAGUACGAGGCAUGCAUCUUUGGUAUUGAGGUUGCCAUUGAUCUUAGGAUCAAAAUUCUUGAGGUUUAUAAAGACUUAACCUUGUUCAUCAACCAAGUCAAAGGAGAAUGGGAAGCUCGAGAUCACAAGGUAAUCGCUUACAAGGAGCAUGUCCUAAAGUUGGUCCUAUACUUUGACGAGAUUACCUUUCACCACAUCCCUCAAGUGGAAAAUCAGUUGGAUGAUGCCUUAGCUACUCUUUCAUCCAUGUUUAAAGUCAAAUAUAAGAAUGAAGCACCAACUUUCCACCUUGACUACUUGGACGAGCCAUCUUACUGCCUGGCAGCCGAAGAAGAAACUGAUGACCAUCCUUGGUUCUACAACAUCCUGAAGUUCCUAGAAAGCCAAAAGUAUCAUGAGAACGUAUACAUCACCGACAAGAAGUAUCUUUGGAAACUAUCAUCCAGGUUAUUUUUAAGUGGAUGGGUUUUGUACAAGAGGAAUUAUGAUUCGGUGUUGCUCAGGUGUGUAGACAAAAGCGAAGCAAACCAGAUUAUAAUGGAAAUCCAUGAAGGUUCCUUUAGACGCAUGCCAUUAGAUAUAAAAUAG